UUGGGCACUCACAAUUCGUAAGGGCCAAGGAAGUUUUUCGGUAAAUUUAUUUCAAUACUUUGCUGUACCGCACGGUUCCACAAAUUAUCCGGUUUUCCGCUCGUCCAAAAAUGGGCCCACUGCAGUAGUCCUUUCCGCAGGUUGCAGCUCCCUUCGUGUCCCCUAAAUUGUGGGGUACACCUUCCUGCGGAAUCGCCGCCGCCGCGACAGAAGAAGAGCGUAGAUACGCUCGGCGAAACGCGGUUCUGCGUGUGUUUUCCAGCUUUGGUGAACUGGUUGGCGGAUGCAUCUUCCGACAGACUAGUUCGUCGGCGACAAAACUUUUGUGAAAUUUCAAACAUCGCGUGGUGCGAAUUCCGGUUGUGCUGUGCGUGCGGAUACCAUUAGGGGUGCGCGUUAAGCAUCGAAACAUAAACAAGUGCCGACUGGCGCGUGUUAGGAGAACCGAAAAGAGCUGCAACGCAGACGCAAAACCCCGUGAAAAUGUCCAUCCUAGUGCAAGAGAACGGCGGCGGAGGUGGUAGCGGCAACCCGGGAACAAACGGACCUUCCGUAGCCUUACCUACCAGUGAGCUGACGCCGGCCGUUGAAGCCGAAGAAGAACGAUACGACUCCCGUUGGAGACAGUGUUUGGAGCAGCUCUCGCAGAAAACCGUGGUGUACAGCUGCAAAUGCAGCUCUCCUCAAAACGAGCCGGCAACGCAGGUUGCUAGCGAACCCGGGCUUCUCAGUGCUGCUGAAGCUCACGGAGAACACAUAUUUCCGGUCAGAUGCGGUUGCCAAAGUUGCCUGGAUUUGCGCGAGAUGGUCAUUCAUCUGUACAACGAGGACUGCCACUACAAUUCGCUCUGGGAACGGCUGCAGCUACUGAUGAAGCGAUACUAUGAUCUUAUACCCGAGUCCGCCGAUAACACGCUCUACAACUUGUACAUGGAGCUGAUGGCCAAGUCAUCUCUAAAGUGGCUAACUGAUGCGCGAACGAACACGGAGAAGAUGACCCACGUAUCGCUUGCGUCGAAUCUACCGCUCUCGAACGAGAUGACGUUCGUGAAACUAUCGAACGUACUAUUGACUCGCGAUCCGCAUCAACUGUUCGAACUGCUGUGCUUUCAGCUACGUUCAAUCGUGCAAGCUUAUUGCGUGGGAUUUGAGGAACUUAUCGUAGAAAAAGGAGAUGGCGAACGCCAUUUUAACCCUCCCGAUCUACUGAACUACAUUAUCGAUGGAUACGCUAAGCUGAUUCAAUCUGCAAGCACGGUAACUCCUCUGCUACUGGCGCUACAGCAAUGUCAUCUAAGCAAGUUCAACCUCACCUGGCUUCUGAUCAAUCAGCGCAUCUUUCAGCGCUACUUCUACUAUGAAGUUCAAACCGUUAUGCAGGACUGCUUAGUCCGGCUACCAAACUCUUUACCAGAGCGCGAGUACUGCGAUCUAAACAGCCGAUACAUGCUGUUUGAGGAAGAGAUGCGCAAGGUGACACACGUAUGGAGAGAAUCUUGGACAUUGCUCUACAAUUAUCACAAAGAUCCGGAAGAUUGCGAACGCCGUAAACGCAUAAAUACUGUUUAUGCGGUGCUGAUGGAUAUUCGAGAUUCGAACUGCACGUCGCAAGGCUCGGAGCUGUUCGAAAACCUAGAGCGACCGUUGGCUGAGUGGCUAGAUCUCGAAAAUAGAAAGUUGGUAUGGGAAUACGUGGUUUAUUGCCUCAAGACUCGGUGGGUGCCGUGUCUAAGCUCGCGGCUAACAACGGUAACGCCAAGCAUAAAAUGCCCCACAUGUCAACGUAUGUUCAGUACACACUCGAUCGAGUGUCAAUGUCAAACAUGCAUCAUAGGCGGUGGUGUAACUAAGGCCAAAAAAGAGCCUUUCUGCAAUCGAUGUUCUUGCCUCAAAUCUGUUCUGAACAAGCAAAACAGCUUGAAAAGCCAACCGUCUUCCGAGACAUCGGAUAGUGUUUUCCUCAAUGGUCAUCAUUCGCUGAAAGGUGGUCUACUGAACGGUACGGAAGAGAAUGGAAGAGAACCUGCGGACACAGCGAGAGAUGUGAACAAUACGGAUCUGCUAAGCUUGAGUGUAGUUCCUGUCGGAGCUGAGGUAGGCGCGAUGUAUCAUAUUGCUUGGGCCAUGUUCCGACACGUUGCAAAUCGUCUCCCAUAUACGGAAACCACGCUGGAAAGCAAAAGAGUUUGUGCGUUUCAAGUUGAGACCUGUCCAAAAGUGGCAUGUCGUGUGGCAAUUAACCUGCUUGGAAUGCAGUACCCUCUCAACCUGACUAAAUUGCUGCUUAACUCGUACGAACCUGUAAGUGAAGAAGCACGACGCAUCACUGAAACCGACUGGAACAUUAAAGCUCGCUGCGUCCUGCGUAAGCUAUGUGACGAUAUCAGCAAGCGGCCCAAGAUCGAUGCUGAAGAUCGUAUGUUUCCACUCGCAUUGGUUGAUGAACUAUGGGAGACGACCAGCUCCUCGCCCAAUCUCUCCAAUCGUCGCGCAUCUGAGUUGGCUGAGUGGUUCAUGGUGGACACGGAACCUCCGUCACGCGAAGUACUCAAUCAAUAUUUUACAAAGUUUUUGGCGUUAAAAAAUGGUGACAUUGUGCUGGAUAUCGAUGCUUUUUUGGCGGAACGCGCAGUCCGCCAUCGCAAUGCGGUAAUGUCACGCCGCUGGCGUGAAACCGUCGUUCAGAAUUUAAACUACAAAUCCACCGAACUACUCACAUCCUGUUCGUCCUCGCUUUUGACACCAUCGUCAUCGUCUUCGUCUUCUUCAUCAUCGUCGUCGUCAUCUACACUAUCGUCUACUUCUUGCCCCUCUUCCUGUACGAAAUCGUGUCACCAUUCGAUGCUGCCGGGUGCGUGCGCGGCCAGCGCCGAGGCAGGUGACGCCGUGACUACGAUUAUGCAGCGAGUGGCUGUAACAGCAGCUGCCGCCUGCUCCUUCAUAGAACCGUUUGCUCGCCCACAAAUAGACGAAGAGAAUGUUCAAUCUAAUCUGAACUGCAAUCACUGUCUGGACGAUGUCAUAUCGAAGAAAGAGGCUUUAGAUGAUUAUCAUAAUGAUCGUCAUAAAAUGGCAUUCAUGGGAGUAACAGAGUUGCUCAAGGAGAGUCUGGGUCGGCAAAGCAGCACAACAGAUGUAGCCACGACCCUGCGACACGUUGCCAAGGCCGGAGAACUAUUUAAAAAAAUCAUUUCGGAUGAGAAGAAAAAAGGAGAUGGUACCACUGGGCUGCCGAAUGGUGUAAUAUUGGAAGAGGAAUCCCCGAAAAAUUGCCCCAUAGUGGUGAACAGAAAGCCACAGGCAGCUGAAUCGCCGAUUAUAAGUGUCAAGGAGACUCUUGCGUCUAUUUCUACCGGUGAAACGCUUCGCAUAAAUGCUACUUCACUGCCAGCGUAUCAAGCAUUGAUUGCUCCAUCGGUCGGUUUACUAAAGAAUCAACUAAAUCCCGCAACGGUAUCUGUCCCUACAAAAGCAAGGUUAAAUGAACCAAAUCCAGUAAGCGCAAAUAAUGUGCCACAUUCUGCUGCCACCGGUUCUCCGAAAGCAACGAUAUCCCAUCAUGGAAAGGCGAAUUUGCAACCGGCCAAAUUGUCUACGUUUGCGAAUAGAGCGUGUGAAUUAAGAUCACCAAAUGGAAUUGGUACAUCUAACACGGCAGAUAGCGGUAGGAGCCCCAAACAACAGACAACAUUUGUCAACAAACCUAAAACGGUUACAAACCAAAACAACAACCCAAGACCUCUCGACAAUAGCUCAAAACCGCCACCGCCGCCUUCUUCGAACGGAUCGCCAACUUCAUACCACGGUAAGGCUUGUCCUUGUGGAAUACCAUCGCAUGCGCCGCAUGCCUCGGCACCGAAUACGCCCGGUUCGUCCUCUUCCAAGGCGACGCAAGCAACGGAGCAUUGUAGUGCAGCAUCGGCAACAUCUGCUGCGCAUCAUCACCAUCCAUCGCACUCAAAAGAUGAUCACAAAAAACCGUGCUAUCACAGGGUGGCUCCAGGCAGCUGUUCCGGCGAUAAAGUGGACGUCUGCUACUACUGCACGCUGUUUGGGCAGAGUGUAUGUUUAGAGUGCAAUCACAAUCAGCGAAGUAACGAAACGCGUGAUCGAUUACGGAAAAAAGUGAAGCAAUUGCAGAGCAGCAAAGAGCAACAACAGAAGCAGCAAACAAUAGCGCCCAUUCCGACGCAAAAACCUUUGGUGAGCGGUACAACAACGGAAAAAGUUACCGUUGCGUCUGCAUGCGGAUCAACAUCCGUAACCGUUAAAGGAUCGUUACCGGGAAACAAUGGUGCUGUAGUCACUGGCAGUGUAAAGGGAGCAGCAGAAAAAUCUGACAAACACUCAAAGAAAGCUGGCGACGCAUUUCAAUCAAUUGAGGAUAUUCUGCGUUUCAUUGAAGGCGACGACGCAGUCAGCAGCAAAAGUGCGGGUGCCUCAAGUAAAGGAGCUGACGGAGCGAAACAAUCUGACAAGAAGAUAAAAAAGAAGCACAAAAAGUUAGAACAAAAAAUGAUCGCCAAACUGGGUGAGCUGCGAGAACAGUUCUACAACUGGGUGAGGGACGAGCAAAAGGCAAACCAGCGGCUCGACAGUCAGUCGAAGUUCAGCAAAAAAGAACGAAAGCAACUGCUGGAAGAUUUGGAAGAGUUGCGGGAGCGUAAAAAUGCGCUGCAAGACGAAAUCAAUACGCUGGUCAGCACGAUACGCACCAGCGUACCCGAUUUUUCCUUCAAACUGGAAGCAUUUCCUUCACCAGAACCAUCAUCAUCCCACAAGGCAGGGGUGCCCUCUGGUACUAUGCCACCACCAGCACCAAAGCCUUCGAACGUUUGUGCUGCCACUUUUGCAAAACUGCAAGAAACGUUCACUCUUAUCCAACAACAGAAGCAAUUGCAGCAGCAGCAGCAGCAGCAACAGCAACAGCAACAGCAAAGUGAACUUUUGGCGCAACAAUAUCGCCAAGGGUCGGUUCAAGGUGAAGAUCGUGGUAACCGCCGCAUGGUGACCAUUAAACGCACGUUUUUGCGACACUCUGAGCCACAGGUAACUGUAACGGCUAAAGGAGAGUCACCGGACAUGGAUCAGGUGCUUUACACGUUUGUAAAUGGGCAAAUCGUACCUGCGGAAGAAUGCGGUAAAAGUGCAAGCGGUACCGGAAUCAACGCAUCUACCGCGAUAUCGUUAAAAGCGACUGAGGCAACGAUGCUAUCGACCGGUAAUGGUUCACGAAAAGUUGAUCUUGUGACGGAGCUUGACCUGCAGGAGCAGCUUGAGUAUCUUGAGCAGUUGCAGCAACAUCAUCAGCAAUCAUCCUCGAACAACACAGAGGAGCUACCAAAGCGAUCGUCUCGAUCAAAGAAAAAGUCCAGUGGAACCAACACUGUCAGUAGUGGUAGUUUGUCGACCCAACAGCAGCAAACAAUUUCAAUUCAUGAUGUGCUGCGACAAAAAGUGGAAUUGAUGCAGAAUCUACAAAACGAUCACAAACUAUAUAGCGAGGUGAUGAUGCUGGCCUCUAAGAUGAAGGAAAACUUGCUGUCAUUGCGGAACAAUCCCAAAAAAACAGUUGAACCAUGCGCCGAAGGGGCAUCGUUGCCUACGGAUAGCAUGAAGAAGCCACCGGUCUCGGCAGAGGUAGAGGCAUCUACUGAGCCUCAAAUGAAGAGUAAGAAGAAGAAGGAACGUAAAAAAGACAAGCUUAUCGAUGAGAUCGAUGAAAUUGUCGCACGGCUCAAUCUACUCGACAGUGACGAAGAAGAAGCUACUAAAGCAUCUACCGGCAAGGGUAAGAAGUCCGGUAGCGACUCGAAGGUGGUUUCCAAUCGAAAGCAGAGCAAAGAUUCCAUAAAUUCAGCCGGGAGCAGUGGUAAUGGUGGUGGUAAAGUUACCAACACCAAACAAUCGGCAAACAAUAAAAACGAUCGGUCUCGAACGGCCAACGAUCAGCAGCACCAAUCGUCGCAAACAAAAGUUCUUCAGCAACCAGCACAAGGUGCCAAGCGGCCGCCUUUAUCAGAACCAGCUUCAAAGAAGAAGACAGAAAGCAUAGAGGCGACGCGUCCUUCCAAACCAGCUCUGGCUAGCAAAGAACGGUCAAAGGAGUCUAGUGCGCGCGUGGCUACCACUAUGGUGGUCCCGGCUUCAAUUACUACCACUGUAUUAGCAGAAACGAAAAUGCGAAAAAAGGUUAAGAAAACGUUUAUCGAUCCCGAGUUUGAUAAUAAUGCCUUCCGGUUGCUCAAUCAGGAUGAAUCAGAGUCGGAAGUAGAGGAGGUUGAUGGGGAACAGUCCUUGCAAGAGGAAACUGCUGUUCAAAAAGCAUCGAUUGUUGACGCGUCGAACGUGUCUGCUGUAUUGAAAGAUUCCACUAAAACGACAGUUCCGAUCAAUCAGCUAGAAGAGAAAACCGCGGCUAGCACUGGCAAGGAUACGAAGAAGAAAGCAAAAGAAUCAACUCCUACUCUGGCCGUCAAUGAGAAAAGCAAACAAACGCGAAAAAAGGAAAUCAACCAACAGGAAUCUACAGCGAGUGGACAACAGCAACAUGUGCAGGUUGCUGAUGCUAAGGUGGUCGAAUCACAGGGAUCGGCGGAUAUGAGUCGCCCAAAGAAACUGACACCAGCCCAAUCGAUGGUAGAGAAGAUCAGCGCCUUGUUGGAUAGUCCGGGGUUGUCGCAUCGACAGCGUAAGCAAAUGAUUCGCCAGUUGGAACAAGCUCAGGCAACGAUUCAGUCGCAACUAUUGCUCAAUAGCGCCAAAGCGGUAAAAGCGAAAACUCCGCAGGCAUCGCAGGCGACGGCAGCUGCAACGAAACAGACGGAUAAGUUAUCCAGCUCCAAAUCUGGUACUGCGAGCACCGUAAAAGCAUCGAAAGAUUUGGUCGCUUGUAACCCGUUGCAGAAAUCAAAACAACAAGUACCACCGCCGGCAUCGAUUACCUCACAGGUCGCUCCGACUGCCAGCGUGUGCACCAACAACAAUCUAAUGGAUCAGCUGAGUCGUGGUGUACGCGUAGAGGGGCUAAACUUGCCACCUGGUAUCACCCUGACACGUGUCGAUCCGUGCCAAGCCGGAGCAAUUAAAGCAAAGCGCGAUUCAAUACGCUGCGAACCGCUUAAAACAGUGGCCCCUGAUCCAGUCACCAUGAUGCCUGGACCGUUUGUGGGCAAUCCACUCAGCCAAGGUAUGUUCGUGGUGAAUCCGAUGGCAGCGGCAUCCGCCGGCCCAGCGAUCAUCAGCACCAAUCAGCAUCAUCCGAUGACCGUACCGUCCGAUACAAGCCAUUUAGGUAAUGCAGGCAACCGACCGCUUCUUGUUAGUGAAUCGGACGCCAAUGGCAAUGAUAGGAAGAAGCGAGGAAAGCGGCGCAACAGAAACAAAAACAAAGAUCUCGAGAAGAUGCCUAGUGUACCAAGCGUCGGACUUAGCAACAGUGCUGUAUCCGGUGGAGGUAUGAUGGCAACAAGGAAACCGGAUGGCAGUAAUAUCAUAACACUGCGCAAUCCAAUGUUUCAAGGAUUGCCUGGAGGACCAAUGGGUGUACCGGUUGCCGGCCGUUCAGCGGAUCCUCUGAUGCCAGAUGUCCAAGGGGCUCGAACAACUCUCGGUUACGAUCAGCAAGCAACGAUCUUCAAAAACGAUAACGGUAUGUUCACCAUCCGAAAUCCAGCUUUGCACCAUGCCCUUUCCGGUGGUGUACCUCCUGAGUCGUCCGGAUUUCGUCCGUUCAAUGCAGCAUUCCUGGUCGAGAAUGGUAUAGUGCCAGCAACCAACGCUGCUCCGUACAGCCAAACGUCAACUGCUGCCCCCCUGGUUACUGUUUCCAGUGGUGGUCCCAUGACUAACAGCGGCAACGUUCCGGGAUACCUUCAACAGCGUUAUCCCCCUCCAACACUGCCAGGCAUCGGCACUGGAGACGGUCUGAUGGAUGCUACUGGAAGUGAACCACGCAAAUGCAAAUCCGUUAUAGGCAGCGAAAUGAAAAAUGCACAAAAGCACAAACAACAGCAACAGCAUAACUUACACCAUCAAGGAGCGAUAUCAUCAUCGGUAUCUGGCAACUGGCAGCAUAUGAAUGGUUCCAGUAACGAUCUUUACAUACCGUGCUCUCCAAGUGCGUCUUCGAUGGGCAGUGAGAUCAGUGGUCAUCAUCGUCAGCCUCCCUAUCCGCAGUUCGAUGAUUACAACCUUCGGUCUCAAGAACAGAUCAAUACACUAGCGUCAACAGCCAACAACGUUAAUAACUACCGGGGAAUGGGGCAAGCUGCGAGCAGUGGAUUAUACCAGCAUACUCCUGGUGGUGGUGUUCCAUCUGCAAGUGUCAGUGCGAUCGGUUCGGAACGUUCGCAUAGUUUGUUUGGAUCGGAGACAACCGGAGUCAACAGCAUUCCUCAUUGCUGCGAUGACGAUGCGCCAAGUCCGUUCUAUAACAGUGGAGGAAUCGCUUCAAUGAAUCGAUAUGAUGAUCUUUCCUUCCUGCAAAGCUUGCAACCGGGCCAGAGGCUCAACAGUGAGGUUACCAUUCACACCAUCAACGAAUCGAAGCUGUUACGGCAGCAAUCGCUGAACUUGAAUAAUGACAUACAAAUUACGAGAAUUCCUCCUCCCAAUAAUGGCGGCAACCGAUCAUCGGGGAUGUCUACUGCUUCUGCAGCAGGUUCAAGUAUGUCGUUGCAACAAUUGAUGCAGCUGAAGCAACACGAACAACAACAGCUACACUUAGCGAACCUGAGCCCCAAUGCAGCCAACUCUAUCGGCCCCGGCAAUGGUGCUGUCCCGAGAGGACCUACUGUCGCACAUAACGAUUUCAUCAAUAAUCGCUCUUCAAUUAUUGGAUCGCCAGUGUCGGUUGCUGCAUCAUCGGAGAGCCAUUCGUCAGUGCACGAUAUGAAUGCCAAAAGAUUUUUGAACGAAUAUCAGCUGGGACAAUUGCAACAACAGAUGCAUGAUCUUCAAAUUCAAGCAUCUCCUAGUAAGCAACAAAGGCCUCAGAUACAGCAACCAUUAUCCGGUGAUUUCGGAGACAACAUUUUCACAUCGAACCAUAUGCUCGGCAUGCCUGAUCUCGAUACGGAUGAUAUAGGAUCAUUCAAGCACUUCAAUUACUACUUCGAUCAAGCCAAUGGCGCUAGCAAGCGACCGGAACUCGUAGGCAAGAGCCCUUCUUCUUCUGGUAGUAGUUGUAGCACCAGUAAAGCACAACUAGGCGAAGGUGGUAAGUUAGACAGUGCCACCUGCGCAACCGAGUCCAUCUUCAGACUGAUGGAUAGCGGUAAUCCUGGUGGUGAGUGUAUAACCGAUGAACAUGAACGACCACAACAACCACCGAUCGGAACGCCUUCCUCCAAACACGUGCAGCAACAGCGGCUGCACCAAAAUGGCACGCCGGUUUCCUGUUCGGCCUCAGCUUCGUUGGUAUAUCCGGCCACUGCCGAUAGUCCGGCUUCGUCGGUAUCCGUGUUUGAUGGUAUCUCGUCGUCGCUAAGUAGUCAGACACAUUCGCUCGACGACCUUUACACCGGUCUGCUAGCCGCAUCGCCAACUGCUUCCACCGCAGUUGGUGGAGUCAGCGUUGCUGGAUGUGUCAGCAUGCAUCAGAAGCCAUGCGUCGUGGCUCUCCAGCCACAAUCGAACUCGGACCCUAUCUUGUGUGGUUCGACAAGUGUAACCGCCUCCUCGAACGGGCCAUCAGAGACCGUCUCAUUAUACGGCGAUGAAAGUGUGGAAGGUGAGCCUGUCGAAGGCAGCAAUCAGUAAUCCGUGCGAGUGCAGCCGAGUACGUCAUCAUACACUAUGCGCUACAACUAAUGCAGUGAUCCUACACAUCCGUUCACUGGAUGGAUACUCUGAAAGAGUAAAUACGCUGUACCGCCAGCGCCAGCACCUAUGGGCAGCAAGUGGCCGCUAUAAGACAACUUCAACGACCUAUUCAUUGUCGUAUGCGGUAACGUUCGAUACGGAAUUAAAAACGUCUACUGUAUAUAGGAUUGUUAUGAUUGAAGGACAUACAAGAACCGACGGCAGCCAUUGAAGCAUAGAACCGCGACAAAAACAGGUACGUUUGCAGUGAUCGCCGUUUUAUCCCAACACCAACCAACCAACCAGCCAGCUAACCAAUGCGUCAUUUUCCGGAUGGUGAUAAGAGAACCGAUAUGUUUAAGAGAAGCAACAUGAAAUAGAGCGAUGAACUGAAAAACAAG
Messenger RNA from Anopheles darlingi, 10205 nucleotides. RefSeq lists its product as uncharacterized. The record is from RefSeq and is a predicted model, not a curated record. The coding region runs from base 484 to 9762 and encodes 3092 amino acids. Lineage: Eukaryota; Metazoa; Arthropoda; Insecta; Diptera; Culicidae. The transcript has 6 exons.